Messenger RNA from Sinocyclocheilus anshuiensis, 517 nucleotides. RefSeq names its product interleukin 17a/f3 (gene il17a/f3). The record is from RefSeq and is a predicted model, not a curated record. The transcript has 3 exons. Gene Ontology annotation, cellular component: extracellular region. NCBI's taxonomy places the organism in Eukaryota, Metazoa, Chordata, Actinopteri, Cypriniformes, Cyprinidae. The coding region runs from base 1 to 453 and encodes 150 amino acids. Gene Ontology annotation, molecular function: cytokine activity. Gene Ontology annotation, biological process: inflammatory response.
AUGCAGCUCUCAUCGGUUUUCAGAGCUGUGCUGCAGCUUUACCUGCUUGCCCUGUUACUAAAUGGUGCUUCUUCUGAGAAAAAGUCUAAAAGAAAAAGAAAACCGAAGUGUCAAAAGAAAGGAAAGUGGGUAACCUUGGAUCCAUCUCUGAACCUCUCAACGAAUGUCCCCCUGUCUCCAAGCAGAUCUUUGUCACCAUGGACAUACGAAGAAUCCUAUGACAAUUCACGAAUCCCAUCCAAAAUCUCUGAGGCAAAAUGUGAAAAAACAGGCUGUUUAACCAAAGAUGGUGAGGAAGACCUGGGACUGGAAUCUAAACCCAUCUACUACCAGAUCAACGUCUUGAAGAGAGUGAAGAAAAAAAAUGCUACGCACUACACCCUUCAGCUGGAGACUAAAAUAAUUAGUCUAGGCUGUACAUGCGUUCUACCCAUCGUUGUGCCUCAGAAUUAGCUCUGUACUCUUACUGUAUUAUAUCUAUAUUGUUGUAUUAAUCUGCUUAUAGGUACAGCAAACU